Messenger RNA from Hirundo rustica (Barn swallow), 1810 nucleotides. It is a transcript of the gene GNAL, whose product is annotated as G protein subunit alpha L. Lineage: Eukaryota; Metazoa; Chordata; Aves; Passeriformes; Hirundinidae. Gene Ontology annotation, cellular component: heterotrimeric G-protein complex. The record is from RefSeq and is a predicted model, not a curated record. Gene Ontology annotation, biological process: adenylate cyclase-modulating G protein-coupled receptor signaling pathway. The transcript has 12 exons. Gene Ontology annotation, molecular function: G protein-coupled receptor binding; GTP binding; G-protein beta/gamma-subunit complex binding. Bases 565 to 1704 code for a protein of 379 amino acids.
GGGCGCCGCCCGGCCCCGGCCCCGCAGGAUCCAGGUAGAUCCGUCCGGCUUUUACCUUUCUCCUUCGGCUCCCGUGCGCGUAGGGCUGGUAGCGGGGCUGUUUCCUGGUCUCGCAGAAAGAGGCAGUGCUGAGUUAGGAAGACAAAAAUAGACCUUUACAGAGAAAUAUAGGGAUUGUGCGCGCGGUGGGGAGGGAGAGCGGAGAGCGGCACCCGGCUGGUUUCCAGGAGGAGCCCUUUUCUCCCUUCUCGUUGCAUGUUAGGCAUUUUUGCACAGCUUUCUCCCCCCCACCCCCUCCCCGCCGGGGCAGGGUUACCUCUGCCGCCUGCUCUCCGCAUCUCUGGUGGGGAGCGAAGCAGCCAACUCCGCUGCGAUCGGAAAGCGGCCAGAGACCAUUUUAUGCGAGCGAGCCGGGUGGGAAGAAGCGGAGAGAAACCGUCGCAAGGACACACACGGAUAUAAAGACUUGUCUUCUGCCUCACCCCCCCCCCCCCCCACUCCCUCCCCCUUGUAAAUACUAAAUCUGAGAAGGCAGCGAUUUGACAUCCACCCUGAGCAGCGGCUAUGGGGUGUUUGGGCAACAGCAAAACGGAGGAUCAGCGUAUCGAUGAGAAAGCGCAGCGAGAAGCCAACAAAAAAAUAGAGAAGCAGUUGCAGAAAGAGAGGCUGGCUUAUAAAGCGACACACCGCUUGCUGCUGCUGGGGGCUGGUGAGUCAGGAAAAAGCACUAUUGUGAAACAAAUGCGAAUCCUACAUGUCAAUGGAUUUAAUUCAGAAGAAAAGAAACAGAAAAUACUGGAUAUUCGGAAAAACGUUAAAGAUGCGAUUGUGACUAUAGUUUCAGCUAUGAGCACUUUAAUACCCCCAGUUCCAUUGGCCAACCCAGAAAACCAAUUUCGAAUGGACUACAUCAAGAGUAUAGCUCCUCUUUCUGACUUUGACUAUACACAGGAGUUCUUUGAACACGCAAAAAAGCUCUGGGAUGAUGAAGGUGUAAAGGCGUGCUUCGAGAGGUCAAAUGAAUAUCAGCUGAUUGACUGUGCACAGUACUUUUUAGAAAGAAUUGACAGCGUCAGCAUGGAUGACUACACACCCACAGAUCAGGACCUAUUAAGAUGCAGAGUGUUGACAUCAGGGAUUUUUGAAACAAGAUUUCAAGUAGAUAAAGUAAAUUUCCACAUGUUUGAUGUAGGUGGCCAGAGAGAUGAGAGAAGAAAAUGGAUCCAAUGCUUUAAUGAUGUCACAGCUAUCAUCUUCGUUGUGGCUUGCAGCAGCUACAACAUGGUAAUAAGGGAAGACAAUAACACAAACAGACUACGGGAAUCCCUGGACCUUUUCAAAAGUAUCUGGAAUAAUAGGUGGUUACGGACCAUUUCUAUCAUUUUAUUCUUGAAUAAGCAGGACAUGCUGGCUGAAAAAGUCUUGGCAGGGAAAUCAAAAAUUGAAGAUUACUUUCCUGAAUACGCGCACUAUACUGUACCUGAGGAUGCAACACCAGAUGCAGGAGAAGACCCCAAAGUCACAAGAGCCAAGUUCUUCAUCCGGGAUGAGUUUUUAAGGAUAAGUACGGCGAGCGGAGACGGCCGGCAUUACUGCUACCCACACUUCACGUGUGCAGUGGACACGGAAAACAUCCGCAGAGUGUUCAACGACUGUCGAGACAUCAUUCAGAGGAUGCACCUCCGCCAGUACGAACUCUUGUGAGGGGGAUCACCGUGGAACCUGUGGUUUUAAAUUCUUUGCUCCUUACUCUUUGUCUUGAUACUACCCCACACAGGGUGGAAGAAUAUACUAUAGAAAUGUCAGUCUC